AAGGGUCGCCGCCGCCACUCGCCGCCGUUGUCAGGGCCACGUGUGUCGCUUCUCCCCGAAGCCAUGAAGGGGACACGCGGGGCACCGGCCCCGGGGGAGGGGAGGAGGAGGAGGAGAGGCAAAGCCGCGGCUCCGAGUGGCCCGGUACCCGGGCACUUGCAGCUCCAGAGGAAACCCAAGGAGAUCAACAUGAGGCCCAAGAACGUCGACGAUCAGGAGAUUCCGUACAAACUUCGUGAAAUAAUGAGAAGUAAAGAGAAAUUGAAGAAACGGAUGAAUAAGCCAAAGAAGAACGCUGUGGCCCCAGCAGCGAAACCCGCUUCAGGACACUCAAAACCGCAGGAUUACAUAGCUGUUCCGAAGUUUAAGCAGAAGAAGGGGGAAUCGGAGAGAGCCUACAUACAGCGGAUGGACCGGGAGUCGCAGUACGUCAUGUUUCUGACGCGAAAUCAAGAGUACCGUUGCCCUGAGAUGCAAGAGCCGAAGCAGGAGGAGAGCCUGGUCAAACCUAAAUCAGAGCGAAAGAAAAACUUUGACAGAAGGAGAGUGGAGAGGUUGAACAGAAAGAAAGUUGAGCGAAACGAGGUGGACCGAGAGAAAGAAAUGCUCUCAGAUCCUGUGAGUUUUGGAGAAGUGGUGCUGCAGCCCCCGACCCUCACAGCUAAACCCAGGAAAAGCCAGCAAACGGAGAGGUCUGGCCAGAAGGCAUUACUUCUGAAGGCUCUGUUCGAGCAAAACAAAAGCACAUCAGAAAGCACCCGCAAGACGCCAGGAGGCGCUAAAGUGUCCACAAUGUCCAUGGCUCGCCAGAGGAUGAUGCUGGAGGAACGAGAGAGGGUGGUGAAGGCUUACAGAGAACUAAAGAAACGGAAGCAACAAAAUCUGUCCAAGAAUAAGGACAGUACAGAUAAGCGAAGGAAUCCUGAAUAACCAGCUUGUUAUGCUGAGUCAGACUCUCAUCCAGCCUUGGAUGAUGCAAAUGAGGACUCCAUACUUGUUGAUCUGUCAGUUACGUUCUUAUCUGUGGAUUGCAACUGGCUGCCACAUUUCGCCCACAGAAUAUACACCUAACAAUACACCUUGUGAAGCGCUUUGAGACUUUGAAAGUGAUGAGGCGCUGUAUCAAUUAGCCAGAUCUAAUACGUAACAAUGACGAGUCACAGGCCUGCUCAGUGAUGAAGCCCUCUAAGAGGCUGGGUCUGCAGAUUUCUCCCUGUAGUACACAACUGGCUGCCGUUGUCAAAGCUGCACUGUUUGAGAAUCAGUGACUGUACAAAUAACAGAGAGAGUUUAAUCCCUGGUGCAAACAGUGGGAAACCUAACCCUUCUCUUCUGUGGAGAGGUCAAGAGUCCUAACAAAAUGGUCAGAUGUUUGUUUUUCCCAAGGGAUUGGCACAGGCAUAAAUUCAGCUUCCAUCAGCUAAACAACGACCCCGAGUUUCCGCAAGCUGCUUCUUGUUUACCUCUCUGGCUGGUUGUAUUACAAAAGGACGCAGGGAGCUAGGGGUGGGUUAGCCUUUCCCAAGGAGAAAUAAUGAGAAGCUGUUCUAUUUACUGGUUAGGAAAAGAACCUCUUACACAUUGAAUAAAGCCAGUGAUACUCUUCCA
Messenger RNA from Callorhinchus milii (elephant shark), 1608 nucleotides. It is a transcript of the gene ccdc137, whose product is annotated as coiled-coil domain containing 137. The transcript is spliced from 6 exons. The record is from RefSeq and is a predicted model, not a curated record. Lineage: Eukaryota; Metazoa; Chordata; Chondrichthyes; Chimaeriformes; Callorhinchidae. Bases 64 to 930 code for a protein of 288 amino acids.